This is a messenger RNA of Arachis stenosperma, 3801 nucleotides long. RefSeq names its product dual specificity protein kinase YAK1 homolog. The transcript has 19 exons. Lineage: Eukaryota; Viridiplantae; Streptophyta; Magnoliopsida; Fabales; Fabaceae. Gene Ontology annotation, biological process: peptidyl-serine phosphorylation; peptidyl-threonine phosphorylation. The record is from RefSeq and is a predicted model, not a curated record. Gene Ontology annotation, cellular component: cytoplasm. The coding region runs from base 540 to 3353 and encodes 937 amino acids. Gene Ontology annotation, molecular function: ATP binding; protein serine/threonine kinase activity; protein tyrosine kinase activity.
ACGGCGUUGUUCUCUCUCUCUCCGCACAGAGACACCAACGAAACAAAACAUCCAAUUUGCAUCAUCGUCAUCAUCAUCAUCAUCAUCAUCAUCAUCAACCCUUUUAUACCAUUUACUCUCUUCUUUCCAAGCAUACACCAAAACCACCCUUACACCAAAAACCACAAAAAAUUGGGGCAAGAAAGGUGUCCCACUUUCGCGAGAACACUUCCGAUCCAACGAUUUCUCUUGUUGUUAUCUUCAUACCCAGAGAAAAUAGUUUCUGUCUUCGCUUUUGUGUUGGAUUCAAUUGGAAAAAUCCUUGAAUGGAUCUUGGGUAUCUUGGCGUUCGGCGAUGAUUCGAGAAGGUUCUGUUUACGAUGGGAUUGAAAUCCGUUGGUGGGUUCUUCGCUAAACACCGAUUGUAGCACAAAAGAUAUUAGAAGAGGAAGAGCAAUGAUGAUGGUGGAAGUGGAAUUGGAAUUGGGGGAAGUGAAUCUUUGAGUUUGGAGGAGCUUUUGUUCUUUAAUCUUUGAGGGUGGUCUUUCUCUUGCUGUGUCAUGGAUGAGGCUAGGCCUCGGAAUAAUGAAACUGCUGCAUCAUCAUCAUCGCCUUCAGCUUCGCGGUUGCCGGUGUCUUCCGGAUGGCGUCCGAGCCGGGCUGUGUUUGCUCCUUAUGGGCCACCACAGGGUGAAGAAGCCACAGCUCAAAGGCCACAGAGAUUGAGAGUGGCAGUGACAGUGAGGAAGCCUUUGGUGGCAAGAUUGACCAAGGAAAUAGUUGAAACAUAUCAAACAUGCAAUCCAAAGUUUAAAUAUUCUGAAGAUCUAAAUCCAAAAAGAUUUUUGACCAGUCCAUCAAUUGGAGUGCUUAAUGAUGGCUAUGAUAAUGUAAACUCGGAUCUUAUUCUGACAGUGAAUUUUGUCUUGGUCCAUGUAGAGAAAAAUAAAAGAUAUAUUGUCAAAGAUCUUCUUGGCCAUGGGACAUUUGGUCAAGUGGCGAAGUGCUGGGAUUCAGAUACCAACAGUUUUGUUGCUGUGAAGAUCAUUAAAAAUCAACCUGCAUACUAUCAACAGGCACUGGUUGAAGUAACUAUAUUAACGACGUUAAAUAAGAAGUAUGAUCCUGAGGAUAAGCAUCAUAUUGUUCGUAUAUAUGAUUAUUUUGUGUAUCAACGGCAUUUGUGCAUAUGCUUUGAACUACUGGACACAAACUUGUAUGAGCUUAUCAAGAUGAAUCAUUUUAGAGGAUUAUCACUUAGCAUUGUUCAGCUAUUCUCUAAGCAGAUUUUAUGUGGACUGGCUCUAUUAAAGGAUGCUGGCAUUAUUCAUUGUGAUCUGAAGCCAGAAAACAUUCUUUUAUGUACAAGCACUGUGAAGCCAGCAGAAAUCAAAAUUAUUGACUUUGGAUCAGCAUGCAUGGAAAACCGCACUGUUUACUCCUAUAUUCAGAGUCGAUAUUACAGAUCCCCUGAGGUUCUUCUUGGAUAUCAGUACACAACAGCUAUUGAUAUGUGGUCCUUUGGGUGCAUAGUGGCUGAAUUGUUUCUUGGAUUACCAUUAUUUCCCGGGGCUUCAGAAUUUGAUCUUUUGAGGCGGAUGAUUGAAAUACUUGGAGGACAGCCACCUGAUUAUGUAUUGAGGGAGGCAAAAAACACAACUAAAUUCUUCAAGUGUAUUGGAAGUCUCCAGAGCAUAGAGAUUAGUGAGGGUUCCAAAAAUGGAAGAAGUGUUUAUCAAGCAUUGACGGAGGAAGAGUAUGAAGUUAGAGAAUUGAAGAAGCCAACCGUUGGAAAGGAGUAUUUUAAUCAUAUGAACCUUGAAGCAAUUGUUACAAACUAUCCCUAUAGGAAAAACCUGCCCAAGGAAGAUAUUGUCAAAGAAAGUCAAAUAAGAUUGGCUCUUAUUGAUUUUUUGAGAGGACUUGUUGAGUUCGAUCCUGCGAAACGAUGGUCACCUUUCCAGGCCUCAAAACACCCUUUUGUAACUGGAGAGCCUUUUACACAACCUUAUCAGCCUCCCCCAGAGACUCCUCGUGUGCCGGUUGUUCAAACUGUCAAGGUGGAUAAUCAUCCAGGUGGAGGGCACUGGUUUGCUGCUGGCCUAUCACCUAAUGUUCCAGGAAAAAAUAGAGCUUCGAUCUAUAGCAACGCACAUUUUCAGAUGAUGCAGUAUCCUCCUUCUAAUAGUUAUGGUAGCGUAGGAAGCCAUGGGAGCUAUAAUGAGAGCAUUGGGCUUGGUAGCAGCUAUGGAAGUUAUGGAGACAAUAGUAACAUGUUUUCUUACUAUUCACCGGUUGGUCCAUCUGGUAUGAACAUGCAUAACCAAGGUGGUAUGGCAAUGCUUGGAAAUAGUCCUGAUGCUCGGAGGAGAGUUAAGUAUCAACCCGGGAGUGGGCUCGGUAUAAGCCCUUCAGCAGGAAAUUUUACCCCCAUGCCUCUUGGUGCCAGCCCCUCUCAGUUCACUCCACCUAGUUCCUAUGGUCAAGUUGGUUCUCCCGGACACUAUGGACCUACAUCUCCAGCGAGAGGAACCACUCAUGGAUCACCUUUGGGGAAGACACCUGCAGUUAGCCAAUUUAAUCGACGGAAAAACUGGGGAUAUUCGGGAAGUCCUCAACCUCAAGAAACAGUAUUUUCUUCACAUUGGCAAGGACAAGGUCCUGACAACUCAAGCCUUCCCGAGGGAACAUCCCAAGCCCUUGGCAGCUCCCCAUCUUACGUGCAGUCAAAUAUGAAUCCUGGAACCUGGAAGCAGCGAGGAAGUGGAGGGAUAUCUUCGAAUUUGGCAGUGCAGUCAACAGAGUUGGCUCAUGACAAUGCAGACUCAGGCAUGCCUGAUCCUGGAGAUUGGGAUCCUAAUUAUAGUGAUGAACUACUUCUGCAAGAUGAUGGUGCAGAUGAAAGUUCCUUGACAAAUGAUUUUUCUAGAAGCAUGAGUCUUGGUUCCACGGAACCGUGGGUUGGAUUGGGAAGGUUGAACCACGGAACCAGUACAAGCUCUCCAAUGAUCGUACAGAGAAUACCCGCAUCAGGUCAAGCAUUUUCUGGUGAGAUGGGUAGCUCUCCAAUGCAUCAUGAUCUUCAAUAUAUGUCAAAGCCUUUUCAUUAUAUACCUCAUGUUUUACAAAAUUCUCCAAGCCGAUUCGGUCACCAACCUACUCAAAGGUUUCCACAUGGUAGACCUCCCCAGAGUGGCGACUGGAAUCAGCUUAAGGUUGCACCUCCUCCUCCUAGUUUCGGUAGUGUAGGCCAACGCUCUCCCAGGAAUAGCUCAUUCUCCAACAACAUGACAUGGGGUCGAAGAAUGAAUCCUCCGGUUUCAAGCAUGCCGCCAACAUCUCGCGCAAGAAAAGAUUAUGCAAGGAUUGACUAAAGCUGAACAACACCACAUAUCUGGUGAAAGAUCAGCAUGCAUGACGAGCCGAGUCUUAAAAGAAAGGCCCCCCAAAAAGUGAAAAAAGUGGUUGAAAGAUUUGGAAAAUACUAAAGAAAAGGAAAAAAAAAAAAGCCAGUACCCAAAAGUUGAUUAGCGACCCCUUUUGUACCUUUGAUUAUUUAUUGUGAUUGCUGCAUAAAAAUAAUUUAUGCUUAUAUAGUUUGCAAAUUGCAUGCCAUUGAUCAUUUAUUUGGGUAUUGGUGUUUGGUGAAUGGUGCUUCAAUCCGCACAUGGCUUAUACAUUUUUGGUAAAAAAAGGGGUUUCUUGUGGUUAAUUAAUGAUAUAUUUGUUAGUAGUGUGCAAAAGUUUUCAACUAUUUUUGCUUCCAAAUUUUCUCUUCUAUUUAUUAUUAUUGUAUUCUUAAAUGCUAUUUUAUUUGUUUCA